Molecule: messenger RNA, 918 nt
Organism: Talaromyces proteolyticus
Lineage: Eukaryota; Fungi; Ascomycota; Eurotiomycetes; Eurotiales; Trichocomaceae
Exons: 4
Coding region: 1-918 (305 amino acids)
Biological process (GO): endoplasmic reticulum to Golgi vesicle-mediated transport
Cellular component (GO): membrane; trans-Golgi network
Source: RefSeq, a predicted model, not a curated record
AUGGCGUCCACGGCACAACAUCAUAUUCUCCAUGACGAUGACGAUGAUCUCCUUGAUGACGAUCUUAUUGAUGACGAUGCUGCCAUCGAGGCCGACGACCCAUUGAACACCUCCGACACAGCACCUCUCCGGGGCAACAUCCAAACCGACGCCGGCUCCUCGUCGCGCGGAGGAGGAAGUGGCGGUGCUAGCGUAACAGGCCGACUAUCCUCAAACUACCUCACCUCGUCAAUCCCCGGUGAAGACCGACGUGCGCCCCAAAACACCAUUGACGAGAGCGUUUGGGACACGCUUUCGCGCGACCUGUUGGCGGUGUGGGAAAAGAUGAGGCAGGUUUUAUGGCCUAAAUACUUGCUAGGCGGCUUUCUGCAGCGUGGUGGCGGGAUUGGCGCUGCUGAGAGAGGGGAAGCUACGGGCUUUGGAAAUGGCUUGCGCGGUAUCGUGGGUCGCUGGCCCGACGCUGAUGUCGUGUUGCAGGGUGGCAUGAGUGAGGGUCUUCGGGAUUGGGAUCUAUGGGGUCCUUUGAUUUUUUGCUUGUUGCUGAGCAUGUUCCUCUCGAUGCGCGCGCAUGAAGAUCAGUCAUCGCUGGUAUUCUCGGGUGUCUUUUCUUUGGUUUGGAUCGGCGAGGCUAUCGUGACAUUACAGAUUAAGCUUCUAGGUGGAAAUAUCUCGUUCUUCCAAUCAGUCUGCAUCAUUGGUUAUACCCUGUUCCCACUCGUCAUCGCAUCAAUUCUCAGCGCCUUCGGUCUGCCGACGAUCGUGCGCAUUCCAGUCUAUCUGGUCUUGAUCGCCUGGUCGCUUGCCGCCGGAACCAGUAUUCUCGGCGGCUCAGGAGUUGUGCGCAACCGUGUGGGUAUUGCGGUAUACCCAUUGUUUGUCUUUUAUAUUGCAAUUGGCUGUCUCUGCUUUAUUAGUUAG